UCCACGCGUAAGAAAGGCUACGAUCCUGUACUCGUCCGGUUCUAUGAUGAAAGAGGAAUGACCGAGGUGAAGAAGGAUUGUCCGUUGAUAGAAGAAGCAGCUAAGCAGAGCGGGAAAACUGUAGACCAAGUGAAGACCUUCAUCGGCAACUCUCGUAGGUUUAAGAGCGGCAGUAAGCGGAGCCUCCCCACAGACGACAUGGGGGCUGAGAACGUCACGGGACAUCGUGAAGACUUAGGGAUUUCGACAAAAAAGGAGGCCAUGUCUGUUCUGAUGGUCAACGAUACGUACGGCACGUCCCAUGGAGGUACUUCUACCACGAAUCGUCAGGUGACGCAGUUUCUGAAACUCCAUGGUGCUACAGUUCAUGCUGCGGCUGUGCAAGCAUCUGAAGAAGACAAGAGGUGUGCCACAGAGGAUGGUGUCUUUCUGCAUCUACCUGUCAAAAAUCCCAGGGACAAGAGGAUGCCAUGUUUGGAAUGGUUAACAUUUGAGCACAACAAUCAUUACCCAGACAUACCACAGGAUCUGAAGUGCAUUGUGGGCCAUGUAGAUGUCACAAGUGGAGCUGCAAAGAGCAUACAAGAGAGCCGCUGUCAAAACGCAAAAUUGGUCCUUUUCAACCACGACAUGCCAGAAGACACGGCGUACUACAAGGGAACUAAGAAGGCGAUGGCCGCGGGGACGAGGAUGGAAGACAUCCUUGAGGAUGCCAAAAAUGCAGAUGCCGUCUUCUCCUUGGGAAGAAGAAUCUACAAUUACUUCGAGACGAAGUAUAUGGCACUUGAAGAUAGCAAACCAAGACAUCACUUCUUGUUUCUUCCAAGACCAUCCCCAGUGUUUGAAGCCAUCUCUGUUAGACCAGGAGGAGGAGAGAAAGUCGUGCUGUCUGUCGGGAGAGUGACCGAAGUGGACAAGCUGAAGGGCCAUGACCUGGUAGCACGGGCGUUGGGGGAGGUUACAGAGAAGAUCACAAACGUCAGAUUGUGUGUUCGUGGGAUAGAUGAAGAUGACUGGGAUGCGAGCAAGAGAAUCUUGGAGGAGAACCUGCACAGUGGUAAGAUCAAACCUACCCUACUGCCGUGUGGAAACCAGGAGGACAUCGCUAAGGACAUGCAGCAGGCCCACCUGGUCCUGAUGCCGUCCCGUGCCGAGCCGUUCGGACUGACCGGUCUGGAGGCCAUCGCAGCAGGCAUCCCUGUACUCAUCUCUGACAAGUCAGGGCUGGCAGACAUGAUCAAGGACUUGAUCAAGGAGAAGAAAUUCCCUGCAGAAAUGAGGCACAGGAUCGUGAAAACCAGCGUGAGGGAGUGCGACCUGGGUGAAGAUGCAAGAGAGUGGGCAAAGAGGAUUGCAGACACCUUGGAAUACUCUGAGUCAGAAUUCGACAAAGCAGCAGAGUACAAGAAGAGGCUGUUGGAGUCCAAGUACUGGGAAGAAUCGCACCAAAACCUGCUGCGGGUCUGUGGCUUGACUGACUGACUCUAGACGCGUCCACUCUCCCACGUGUCAGAUUCGCUAAUUGUUGAAUUUGAUCAACAGACUUUUAAUGCAAUCAGUGCGGUUCAAAAGCAAAGUAGUGACUGACAGUGGCCUCAUCUAUUAGUUGCCAUGUACCAUUUCAAAGAUGUACUCAUUUACAAUGACAAUGUCUGUCUAUUGUCUCUAUACAGGCCUGAUCAUGUACGCUGCAAUUAUUUAGGACGACGUGGCCAGUUGGUUGUGGAUUACGCUUGUACAUGGAGUGUGAUAUCAAUAGGAACUUGAAAUGACCAAAAAAGGCGUAAUUUUCAAUUUCGUGUAAAUUUAAUUCUGUAUAUAAACCUGUAUUUGAUGGAAAGUCAUUCAAUGUACAUAUAAGCAUGUCAAGUAAUUAUGAAUGAAGAUAUUUACAGUACUUUGAAAGAAAAUUUUAAAGAUGAGAAAGAAUCUAAUGUACACGUUUUUAAUUACUAUAAGUACUGAUUUGUAUCCUAGAUAUUGUGAUUGAUUAAGUUUAGCAUGUGUUAGAUGUUGAUGUAAUAUUUACAAUACUUUGAAGGAAAUUUAGAAGAUGGGAAAGAAUCUAUUGUACACGUUUUAAGUGUGGGAACAUCAGUAAGUUUAUACUCUGUUAUAACUUGAAUAUUGUUUAUUACUUACAAGUACUGUUUUGUAUCCUUAAUAUUGUGAUUAAGUUAUUAGCAUUUGUUAGAUGUAGAUGUAAUAGAGUAUGCAUGUGUUCUUCUGUUUGCCUGCUGGUAUUUUGAAAAUUAAAGGGGUACCCUUAGCUUUACCUGUUGGUGUAAAAUUUGUUUCAGUCAUGGAAGUCCUUUCUAAUAUAAUUUGCAAAUGAGUAGUUUGUAAAUGAGUUAUAACUUCAGAAGAACUUUGUUGUAAAUUCAGCCAUAGAU
This is a messenger RNA of Branchiostoma belcheri (Belcher's lancelet), 2393 nucleotides long. RefSeq lists its product as uncharacterized. The transcript has 3 exons. Gene Ontology annotation, cellular component: cytoplasm. Bases 58 to 1482 code for a protein of 474 amino acids. The record is from RefSeq and is a predicted model, not a curated record. Lineage: Eukaryota; Metazoa; Chordata; Leptocardii; Amphioxiformes; Branchiostomatidae. Gene Ontology annotation, biological process: proteolysis; apoptotic process.